This is a messenger RNA of Drosophila subobscura, 1015 nucleotides long. RefSeq names its product antigen 5 like allergen Cul n 1-like. The transcript has 3 exons. NCBI's taxonomy places the organism in Eukaryota, Metazoa, Arthropoda, Insecta, Diptera, Drosophilidae. Bases 39 to 992 code for a protein of 317 amino acids. The record is from RefSeq and is a predicted model, not a curated record.
GAGAUUCUUGCUUCGUUCCAUUUAGUUUCGUUGCGACUAUGAAGUGCUGGGGUUCCAUGCUGUGGUACGCAGCCGCAGUGCUGCUUCUGGUCGAGGUCUGUGCCAAGAAGAUGCCAAAAUACUGCAAGCGGCUGAAGCGGCCGAGCAGGACCAAAACGGACUACUGCAGUGUGGCCUCCUGUGCGGGCCAGGCUAACAUUGGCUGCAAAAACGAUAUGAAAUUCAUAACUGGCUGCGUGGGCAACAUGUUCAAUAUAUCCACUGCGACGCGUAACUUUAUUGUGCGGCAACACAACACAUACCGCAACAUUGUGGCCAGGGGCAAGCUGCACGAUCUGCCACCCUCCGGCCGCAUGCUCAAGAUGCAGUGGCACGAGGAGCUGGCCGAGCUGGCACGCUUCGCCGCGUAUCGCUGCUCCAUUGGCAAGGUGUUUCGAUGCUUUGCCACCAUGGAGUACGCGGGCGCCGGCUACAACACGGCGUACAACAAGUUUCCCGGCGAACAGGACUACAUGAAGAUUGUGCGGGCGCAGAUGAAGACCUGGUACGAGCAGUACCAGUACUCGAAUGCCAAGAGCAUAAUGACGGGCAAGGCGCCCGGCGGCCAGGAGAUUGGACACUUUCUGCAGAUUGUCUCGGGCCUAAGCGACCGCAUUGGGUGCGCCAUUUUCAGGUCCAGGCACUUCGGCUACAACUAUCAGGUGCUGAUCUGUGCCUACAGCUGCUCCAAGCCCACCAAGGUGCCCGUCUACAAGUUGUCGCGCAUUCCGGCGGAGCACUGCACCUGCGGCUCCGAUCACGAUCACAAGAAUCUGUGCAGCGCAUUCGAACGGGUCUCCAGCUGCGAGGCAGAGCCACCCAAAAGCCUAGCCCAUGACAUGACAGUCAUGGGCCUGGACUACGAAAGCACCUGGAAUGGAGACAAGAAGGCUGUCAAUGCAUCCAACCCCGUGCAAAAUGUCGCCAAUUUUAUUGAGGGACAGGCCGCGUAAUGGUUUAACGGGCAUUUUCACGA